Cordyceps fumosorosea ARSEF 2679 is the source of this 2640-nucleotide messenger RNA. Its product is annotated as Acetoacetate decarboxylase beta barrel domain protein. Lineage: Eukaryota; Fungi; Ascomycota; Sordariomycetes; Hypocreales; Cordycipitaceae. Gene Ontology annotation, molecular function: lyase activity; monooxygenase activity; FAD binding. The coding region runs from base 1 to 2640 and encodes 879 amino acids. The transcript is spliced from 7 exons. The record is from RefSeq and is a predicted model, not a curated record.
AUGUCAUCCUUCUUAAGUAUCGCGGAGGGCCUCGCCACCCCAGGGCAGCUUAUAGACCGAAAGGCUCUUCAACUUCACAGCAUCCCAAGCCUCGGUGGCUUGAGUACCUACCUCUGGCCAGCGACGCGCAGCUGGUCCAACGAGAGAGCGAAUAGUGACGAAGAGCGGCCUCACAAUCCUCUGUGGAAGGCAGAAUUUGUCGCUCUGGCCUGUGACAAGUGGUGGAAUUCUCAACAGCCAAAUUCGGACGCAUCCGUGACCAUUCUGUACCAUUGCGUGAAGCUCCUCAUUCACGCGGACAUUGAGCUGCUGGUGGGAUAUUUCAGGCAUUCCCUAGGGAAGGAGCAGCACUCCCGCUUCCAGCUGCAGGAGUUCCCGUCAGUUCGAGCAUGGCUUGAUAGCCACAAUGCGGCUAUUGCCACUUGGCAUGCCGACUCCCUACUUUCCGCGGCUGAAGGGUUUCGCUGCCAGGAGAGGAGUACCAACGACGACAUGUCACCUGGGGUAGGCGACGGGCGGACCGAGCCGGAGGUGGAUCCUGAGUCUCCUCAUAUACCAUAUGCUAUUUACUAUGCGACGUUGGUGCUUUGGGCUCGUCAAGUGACCCGACGCGACAACGACGCGGGAUUGACGGGCAUCGCGCAGCUAGCCCAGGGCCAGCGGCUCCUUCGAAGGUUCGCCCUGGUUGGACAACAGCACCACGCAACCGCUGGCAGCGACGCCAAAAGCCAGCCUCUACACUUCCUUGUCAUUGGUGCUGGUCUCGGAGGGCUAACCGCCGCUAUUGCAUUGAGAAGGGCCGGGCAACGUGUUACGGUUUUUGAGCAGUCUCGACUUGCGAGCGAAUAUGGGGCUGCUAUCAAUGUGCCACCUAAUGCGAAUGGCAUUUUACUUCACCUUGGAGUCGAUGUUGCUGCUGCUGGAGCGGUGGAGCUGAAAAUGGCAACAACCUCCCCCAGUGGCGCUGGGCGCCCAGCGGAACUGAGAGUAGCCUCACGCGUCGCUGACUUGGACCCUCAACAAGCUACAAUCACUCUUGCUGAUGGAACAGUGGUCGCAGGCGAUGUGAUAGUUGGUGCGGACGGGAUUCAUUCCACGACGCGGGGAAAACUGACAUCUGUCCGGCCUGAACCCUCCGGCAAGAGCGCCUUUCGUUUCUUACUCAACCGUGCAGACGUUAUACAGCACCCGAAAAUCGACCCUGCGAUGAUUAAAGACGGGGAGCUUAUUUUCUGGUUCCAUGCGGACAGGCGAAUUGUCGUGUACCCGACAAGAAACAAUGACAUUUGGAACUUUGUAUGCAUCCAUCCCGAUCGCAGCUGGGAAAAUGACGACAGCAGUUGGAACCGCACCGGCUCCCAAGAGGAUCUUCUUCGAGAAUACGAGGGAUUCGACGAGCGCGCUUUGACACUAUUGCGAAUGGCAGACCCGUCGAUGCUCAAGGUGUGGCGGCUCAUGGACAUGGACACUGUCGAGGACUGGUGCAGCGGCAGAUUCUGUCUACUUGGCGACGCUGCCCACCCCUUCCUCCCGCACCAAGGCCAAGGGGCGGCACAAGCAAUGGAGGAUGCGGCGUCGCUUGGCGUCGUCUUCCCGGCCGGUACUCCCGCGUCCGAGGUGCCGGCACGACUGAAGCUGUAUCAGCAGUGCCGCAAGGUGAGAGCGGUGACGGUUCAGGAGUUGACGCGGCAGGCCGGCGCGGACAUUCGCGGCUCCGAGGCGGCCAAGAAGUUAGACCACAUGCGAGAGCUCAUCCAGCGCAACUGCGGCUACGACGAGCACCACAAUUCAAUCCACCAGCUGCGCAUCUGGGAAGACAGCAACAGACCAAAGCGUUGGCGCAUGCCUCUGUCGUUCGGGCCCGCGUCCGGUCCACGCCAGUCUCUCGGCCCUCGCCGCUGGUCCAGCAUGGGAUCGAGUUUCACUUCGCGCACAAUAAGAUUCAAGACCUCACGCACGUUGCUCCGGAAUCUGCUCCCAAGCACCUCCUUCUUCUUUCUGUCGCCGGAUAGCGUCGCGUACGCAUCGUAUGUCCACACCUCGUUGCGGAACCUGGACUGGCUUGGCGGCAGGGGCUACGACUACAUUGCAUUGCUGCUGCACGGUGUCGCGUACCGGAAGAAGGACGGCUCUACUGUCCCGGGGUCCUUUGUGAGCGUCAUGUGGGAGAAUUUGACGGACCCUAUCCUUACCGGACGAGAAGAACUGGGCUGUCCCAAGCUAUUUUGCGACAUCAGAACGGAGCACAAUGCCAACAACUGCCUGACCGAGGCGAGCUGGGCAGGAGGAGCGCCAUUUCUCAAGAUGCAGAUGGAGGGCAUAAGAGAGACCAACAUCGCCGAAGCGGCCGAUGACGGUGCGCUGUUGUUUUACAAGUACAUUCCCGCCACGGGAAGGCCCGGUGUUGCAGACGUCGAGUACCCUGUCUGCGCCCCAACCCGAAUUUGCCAGACCGUCAACCAUGUCCAGACAGCGCAGACGGCAAACAUCAUACUUGAUCCGCUCGAUGAAGAAACACUACCCACCCUACAUCAUAUUGUGGAUAGGUUGGCGGAAAUCCCCUUCUUUGAAGUGGCUGAGGCAACUGUUGCCGAGGGUGUCGUUGUGAAUGACAUGUCGACAGCCUAUAGAAUAGAGUAG